Molecule: messenger RNA, 1259 nt
Organism: Cololabis saira (Pacific saury)
Lineage: Eukaryota; Metazoa; Chordata; Actinopteri; Beloniformes; Belonidae
Product: four and a half LIM domains protein 3-like
Exons: 6
Coding region: 188-1027 (279 amino acids)
Biological process (GO): actin cytoskeleton organization
Cellular component (GO): Z disc; nucleus; stress fiber
Molecular function (GO): actin binding; transcription coregulator activity
Source: RefSeq, a predicted model, not a curated record
GAGGAGAGCGGUAUAAGGGGCGGGGCCCCCGCCCUGCUCUCUCCGUGGAGGUGGAGGGACGGAGCUGCUCCGUCAGUCUGAUCCCGGAGCUCCACGGAGGACGAUCCUGUCCGGCCACGCUGCGCGUUCACGCUGCGCGGGUCCCGGUGUCUCCUGAGGCUGCGCGUGCACGAGCACCGAAACCAUCAUGAGCGACCGCUUCGACUGCCAGAACUGCAACGAGUCCUUAUACGGACGCAAGUACAUCCAGGUGGAGGGUGAGCCGCACUGCAUCCCCUGCUACGACCGCCUGCACGCCAACACCUGCCAGGAGUGUAAAGAAGUCAUCGGACACAAUGCCAAGGAGCUGGCCUACGAGGACCGGUUCUACCACGAGCACUGCUUCCGCUGCCUGCGCUGCGAGCGCUCGCUGGCCGACGAGUCCUUCACCAGCCAGGACGGCGGUCUGGUCUGCAGCGACUGCUACUGCAGCGAGUUCUCCUCCAAGUGUGCGGCCUGCGACAAGACCGUCAUGCCAGGAUCCCGGAUGUUGGAGUACGACGGCUCCACGUGGCACGAGGACUGCUUCGUGUGCGGCGGCUGUGAGAAGUCGAUCGGCGCUGAGGCCUUCAUCCCGGACCAGGGCAGCUACUACUGCGUGCCGUGCUACGAGGGCCGGUUCGCGCCGCAGUGCAGCCACUGCAAAAAGGCGCUGACUAAAGGAGGGGUGACCUACAAGGACGAGGUGUGGCACAAGGAGUGCUUCCUCUGCACGGGCUGCAAGGCGCCGCUAGCCGGCCAGCCCUUCACCUCGCAGGGCGACAGUCCGUACUGCGUCAAGUGUUUCAGCAGCCUCUACGCCAAGAAGUGUGCCGGCUGCAACACGGCCAUCACAGGGUUCGGAGAUGGGAAGUACGUUUCCUUCGAGGACCGGCAGUGGCACCAGCCGUGCUUCAAGUGCACGCGCUGCUCCGUGUCGCUGGUGGGCUCCGGCUUCUUCCCCGAUCGCGACCAGAUUCUGUGCACAGACUGCAACAGCGACGAGUGACGGUCGGGGCCGGCUCCAGCAGCACCCCGGGGAGCAGCGGCCCCGGGGACAGGAGCGGGCUAGACAUCAGCCGGGCUCUGUAGCUGCAGCACCACCGAUACGGACUCGGCACCUCAAACUCCCACCAGCUUCCAGUUUAAUAUUCACACAAACUCUGCAGAAUAUCUUGUGAUACAUGACUCUCUACAUUCUUUGCAUUCAUAUUUUGCACAAGGAAUUAAAGGUAUGAUAU